AUGUUCGCUGGAUCAGGAGGCAUUCAGCGGUGGAGCCUUCAGACCGUUGCGUUGGGACAGGACGAACGCAUCGCCGGUCUCCCGGGAGGUACCCUCUUCCCCGACGAGCUCGCACUCAAGCUCAUCCAGACCUACGACCAUAACGGGAAUGGCCUGCUGCAGCAGUCGGAGUUCGCCCCCACGGAGGAGCUCAGGACGAGGCUGGAGAACCUUUUCAGUCAGCAGCGGGAGGAGAAGCGCCUGGCGCGCAUGGAGGAGCGCCAGCGCCAGAUGGACGACAACAUGAGGCCGGACGCGGGGGCGGUGGUGGUGUCUCCCGGUGAUGUCAACGACGGCCUGGUCAAUACCGCCGACAACGCGCUGUCCGCGCUGCCGUACCUGCUGCCCCUGGCUGAUGGCAUCGUGUUCGCCGCCCACCUGUUCGGCGUGUUCCCGGAGCAGACGGCGUGGGCACAGCCACUGGCCGCUGCCAUCAACGUGGACAUCGCUCUGAUCUUGCCGGGGGUGGUGGGUGCGAUCGCGGGGGCGGUGUUGGGGGCGGACGCUGUGAAGCUGGCGCCUCUGGCGAACGCGGGGUCGGACGUUGUGUUUGUGGCGUUGUUGGCGGCCGUGGCGUACUCCGUAGGCACUUCGGCGACGGGGUCAUUCCCGAGCAAGCUUCCGUUGUUGGGGAGGUUGAACCGCGAGAACCCGGGCAACGAGCAGGAGGGAGAUGAAGAGUAGUGGAGCAUUUGUUGCAGGAUGGUGUGGUGCUGAUGCUGCUCUUGCUUCGUCUUGUUCUUUGUUUCACUGUGCAAAGUGUUUAUAGUGUACAUGUGGGUACUCAACAGAUGUUAUUUUGCCAGCAUGCCAGUCUUCCUGACUAAGUGCUGGAGGACUGAAUCAUGAGUGAUUAUUUUUGUUAGAUUCUGGGGUAGGUUGCCUCUGUACCCGGGUGAAUUUUGCGACGGAGGGUGCUGAUGAGAAAACAUUUGGUGUUUCUUGUUUUGACAUUUUGACAUGACGUGUGUGUGUUGUUGACAAGGUGAACAUUGCUCCGCCUGUAGGCUCUUGACAUUGGGCGGCUGUAGUCUCUUGACACUGGGCAUGUGGAACGAGAGAGGGUGUUGAUAGGAACGUUUUUUGUCUUUCGCUUUGUCAUACUUUCUGGCAUGACGUGUGCGUUGAGAGUGUGACAAUGUAGAGGUUGCUCCGCCGUCUGCUGUCAGUGUCUGUGUACCGCAGUUUGCCGGCUGAAUUAAUUAUCUUGGCGUUUUGGUGUACAUGGUUGGCGGAAUCGCUAGCGAGCACGUACAGCAUUUCACACGUUCUGGCUUGUUGUCUCAUGGGGAACAUGCUUGACGGAAGUACGUUCGAGUGUCGUCGGUCUUAUACUGAAGGAAGUGACGCCCUCUCUGUAUAUGGAACGAAGUAUCCUUUGGAGUGCCGCUGUCUCUUGUGUCCCAUGACGGGCUAAUGCACCCAGCGUUGGGGAAUUCGUAUCCAGAAAAAAUAUUACCGCUCAAUAAAACACUAUUGUCGGCAGAGGCAGGGUGCAAUCCACUUUCGUCCACCAAGGGCAAUGAACGCUUGGUGGUUUGUUUGGGCCUGGGUCAUGUCCGGGAUGCAUCCCUACAGACGCGGCUCCGUACUCCAGAACCGCGUUUGCCCAUGGACAGGAUGUUCACUAGGUUCGUUCUAGCUAUCGAUUGUCAGCGGACAGUCUUUUCGGUCGUUUCCUACACCCUCGUCUCGUUGAUAAGUAUCAUCUGGAUGGACGGGUGUGGACGACUGAAACCAACAGUAUGUAACUCAUUCCGGGAGGAUGCCAUGUCUAACGCCGUUUCCGAUACCGGUGGAAGCAUCGCCUCGGCGAAAAAAGUGUGUGGCGAGCAAAACCUCGCCGGCACAUGACCCUGGCCCUAAUCCGCUGUAUUUUCCUGUCACAUUGAGACGUCGUGGAAACAUCUUCGUGACACGUUUCCAGUCAGUCCUUACACCGAAUGGUGGCAGCAAGCAAAACGCUGAGAGUUGUCAUUGUAGGAAAACCUGUUAUUCCAUAUGCGCGGUACUGAAUACGUUCGAUGACUUCAGAUCGUCGGAUACGGUUUCGGUCGGGCCUCAUGCCAAACUGUUAACCCUUUUGGGUCUACAGGCGUCUUGACAGAUCAUUGAUUGAUCAUUUGUAAACGCUGGUGUUGUGGCAUGCCAUGGAGUUGCCGCCCUGUAUCUCUCCAAGCCAGGUGUUGGCAAGUCAAUAGGUAGGUGUGUCUUUAUUAUUCGCAUGGACCGCGCUACCCGGUGGCCAAUGAAAAGACGUUGGUGCCGGCGGGAAAUAUC
Molecule: messenger RNA, 2319 nt
Organism: Ectocarpus sp. CCAP 1310/34
Lineage: Eukaryota; Phaeophyceae; Ectocarpales; Ectocarpaceae
Source: the annotation of a GenBank genome assembly